Messenger RNA from Mytilus trossulus (common blue mussel), 453 nucleotides. Its product is annotated as RNA polymerase-associated protein LEO1-like. Lineage: Eukaryota; Metazoa; Mollusca; Bivalvia; Mytilida; Mytilidae. The coding region runs from base 91 to 390 and encodes 99 amino acids. The record is from RefSeq and is a predicted model, not a curated record. The transcript has 3 exons.
AUUCAGUAGUUACUGUCCCCUUUCAUAUUUGAACCCUAAACAUCGAAACAUUGGAAUUAAAAGUAAGCUCUGUAUUGUAGUUUCUGAGAAAUGUGCAACAGAAGGACUGAAAGAAUGAAUUGGUCAAACAGUAUACCAUCCUCCUCAGGAAAAGGGGAUGAAGAAUCAGAAGAUGAAGAAACUGAGGAAUCUUGGGAACAAGAUUGUGACAAGGGACAUCAGAAUGGGAAUAUGGGAUAUAACUCUGAGGAAAAUUGUGAUACUGAAGUAAAGUCAGAAAAAAGUGAAAAUCAUAAUGACAAUAAGAGAAAAGGUAAUAGAAGUAAUAAACAGCACGCUCUAGUUGAUGAAAAACAGUUUCAUACAUCACAAAAUACAAAUGAAAGCUAGUCGUUAAUUUAAAAACAUGUAGUUGGUGUUUUGACUUUUUCAAUGUAUUUUAUCAUUUUUCAU